This is a messenger RNA of Arachis stenosperma, 1604 nucleotides long. RefSeq names its product GEM-like protein 1. The transcript has 4 exons. Bases 235 to 1110 code for a protein of 291 amino acids. The record is from RefSeq and is a predicted model, not a curated record. Lineage: Eukaryota; Viridiplantae; Streptophyta; Magnoliopsida; Fabales; Fabaceae.
GAUGAAGAAAACGCGGAAACGAUAGAAAAGAAUAAGAAAAUUGUAAUUACCAAAUUGGACGGUUUUCGAUGAGAUUGACUCCUUUGAAUUCCAGAAGAUUCCUUCCUUGCUCUGCGUUUAAGACAGAACAAACCCCAAUUUCGGUGUUUCAGAAAUCGGAAUCGGAAUCAGAAUCAGAAUCAGCAUCUACAGCUAGUCAAAAUCGUAAUCGGAGAAGAAACCGAAGCGAACAAGAUGAGUACUCCUUCUGAUCAAACCACAAACGAAGCUAAAACAACAACACCACCACCACCGCCGCCGCCGAAUGAUUCUCAGUCUCAGUCUCAGUCUCAGUCUCAGUCUCAGCCUCACUCCACCGAUUAUGCUCCAUACCCUAAAAUUGACCCCAACGAUGUUGCUCCUCCUCCGCCACAUCAUCCUAAUUUGACUUCUGAGCCGUUGCAACCGGUUACUAGUCCCGUCGCCGCUGAAACUCGCGCUCCAAUUUCCGGCGACGCUGCAACCACCAUGCCUCCCGAGUCCAAUCCCUAUGUCUCCCCUGCACCUGUUCAGCCAUCAAAAAAUACUUUGGAUUCGGUGAAGGAUGUUCUUGGAAGAUGGGGGAAGAAAGCCGCUGAAGCUACCAAGAAGGCCCAAGAUCUAUCUGGAAAUAUGUGGCAGCACUUGAAGACUGGUCCUAGUUUUGCUGAUGCUGCUGUUGGGAGGAUUGCUCAGAGCACAAAGGUUCUUGCAGAAGGUGGCUAUGAGAAGAUCUUCAGGCAAACUUUUGAGACUGUUCCGGAGGAGCAGCUCUUGAAAACGUAUGCGUGCUACUUGUCCACCUCGGCCGGACCGGUAAUGGGAGUUCUGUAUUUGUCAACAGCAAAGCUUGCUUUUUGCAGUGAUAACCCACUUUCUUACCAAACGGGUGAUCAGACUCAGUGGAGCUAUUAUAAGGUGGUCAUUCCGUUACAUCAGCUGAGAGCGGUGAACCCAUCGGCAAGCAAAACCAACCAAUCCGAGAAAUAUAUACAGAUCAUCUCUGUCGACAACCAUGAAUUUUGGUUCAUGGGCUUUGUUCACUAUGACAGCGCUGUUAAAAAUAUUCAAGGAGUGUUGCAAACCCGUUGAUGCACACAGCACACGCCAUCAAAGACGUUGCCAUGGAUGAUGUUUAUGUUGAUAAGUUUUCAUUCACAGAAACAUGAAAUGUUUUACUGCUGUAUGGUAGUCCUCUGGUCUAUAUAGUUUGUGGAGCUGCUGUUUGAUUAUUUCUGAAAUUUAGAUUUUGUUUGGUUUAUAUUUUUAUUUUCUGUUUUUUUUUUAGUAUUUUCUCUUUUUAGAAUUUUGAGAAAAGAAAAAGUGAAAACAAUAAAAUUUUAUUUUCUGUUUUCACAUCAUGUUUUUACUUUUUCUAUUACAAAAUUCUAAAUAUAAAAAAUAUUAAGAAAAUUGAAAAUGAAAACACAAAACUAAAUUUAUUCAUAGUCUAUCUUCAUGGUACAUAACUGUUAUUACAAAAGUGUAAUUUUUUCCAUAUGUGAAUUCAGUUCAUAUUACUUCUCUCAAACGUGUAAGUUUAUUCAUUUAUUGUAAGUUGAAUGAAUAUAUACUAUGGUUCUGCA